CAUGCUUUCUCACUAGAAAGUCAAAAGGAGAAUUUAUUAGGUUUGGAUCCCAACUACAAAAGUACGAAGAACUCAUCAGCACAGAGAGCACCGAUAUUCAAGUCGAGAAGUGCAUUUAUAAGGCUUAGCUUCCAAACUACCAAUAGAAAUUUUCAAGAAAAUUUCAUUGUCUGAAGGUUUCAGUUAUCUGGCCUCUCUUUCUUCCUCACUCUCCCAAAUAUGAAUUCCUCUGUUCUGAAAUCCUCUACUCUUCUUCUGUUCUUCUAUUCUUUCCUCUGUUUCUGCAGCCCCACAAAGGCUGAUUACAUCUACAGCGUCUGUUCUAAUCAUUCUGAAAUCGCCAGUAACAGUUACAAGACUAACCUCAAUAGUCUAUUUUCUUCACUGACCACCAAAGGCCCUCUCACCGGCUUCUACAACACAACGUCCGGCAAAACCCCAGAUGAAGUUUUUGGUCUAGUUCUCUGCAGAGGUGAUGAUACAAGCAAUGAUUGCCAGAUUUGCAUCAAAGAAGCAAGUCAAGAGCUAUUACAACGUUGCAACAGUAGUAAAGAAGGUACAAUAUGGUAUGAUGAAUGCCUCCUAAGAUACUCCAGCCAGAAUUUUUUCUCUUCUGUAACAUUGAAGAAGGAAUUGUCUUUGCUGAACACCAUUAGUGCGUCAGAUCCAAUUCGGUUCAAUACCAUACUGGGACAGUUGAUGGAUAACAUUUCAUCAGAGGCCGCAUUUUCCUCUAGCCAGAUGUUUGCUACCGGAGAGGCCGUUGUUUCAAGCCUUCAGAAGAUAUAUGGGCUGGUGCAGUGCACUAGAGACUUGUCCAAGGAGGAUUGUAAUGAUUGUCUUGAGAGCUCAAUAGAGAAACUAUCAUCUUGCUGCAGUGGAAAGCAAGGAGGCCAAGUGAUUUCCAAGAGUUGUAUUCUGAGAUAUGAGGUAUAUCCCUUCUUCAGGGGUGCUUCAACCGCUGCUACAUCCCCUCCACCUGCAAAUGCCAUGGUUGAUGGGAAGAAUUCUACCACUACAGCCCCAACAGCCACAACUAAAGGGAACAGAAAGAAAACUUUGACAAUUGCCCUGGCUAUUGUCAUCCCCAUAAUUGUUUUGCUGGUGAUCUUUAUAGCUCUAUGGUACUGUCUCUUGAAGAGAAAGACAAAGAAAGCAAGUGGAGUUGACACAGAGAUAAUGAGCAUUGAAUCCCUGCUAUUUGAUCUGAACACAAUUAAAGCAGCAACAGAUGACUUUGCAGAUUCAAAUAAACUUGGGGAAGGUGGAUUUGGUCCUGUUUACAAGGGUAAGUUGAGAGAUGGACAAGAAAUAGCCGUAAAAAGACUCUCAAGAACUUCUGGACAAGGUGUUGAAGAAUUCAAGAAUGAGAUCAUAUUAGUGGCAAAACUUCAACACAGGAAUCUUGUUAGACUCUUGGGGUGUUGCUUUGAAGGACAGGAAAGGUUGCUCGUAUAUGAAUUUGUCCCCAACACAAGCCUUGAUAAAUUCUUAUUUGAUCCAACCAGACGUACACAGCUAGACUGGGAUACUCGUUACAAGAUUAUUUCAGGGGUGGCUCGUGGGAUUCUCUAUCUUCAUGAAGAUUCUAGGCUCCGCGUAAUCCACAGGGACAUUAAAGCUAGCAAUGUGUUGUUGGAUAACAAGAUGAAUCCUAAAAUUUCAGAUUUUGGUGUGGCAAGAAUGUUCGAUGUAGAUCAAACUCGAGCCAAUACCAAUAGAAUUGUAGGGACAUAUGGAUACAUGUCUCCUGAGUAUGCUAUGCAAGGACUGUUCUCUGUAAAAUCUGAUGUCUUCAGCUUCGGAGUCCUGUUACUAGAAAUUGUGAGGGGCCAGAAGAACAGCUCUUUUUAUUUAACUGAUUCCUCUCAUGAUCUUCUAAGCUAUGCUUGGAAACUGUGGACUGAAAAUAGGCCAUUAGAAUUGGUGGAUUCGGCUUUGGGGAAUAUGUUUCCAAGCAAUGAAGUUCUGAAAUGCAUUCACGUAGGCCUACUAUGCGUUCAAGAAGAUGCAGCUGACAGACCCACAAUGUCAUCCGUGGCUUUCAUGCUCAACAGCUAUUCUUCCACGCUUGACCAUCCUGCUCCACCACCAUUAGUAGGGGAAAACCGUUCCAAGGAACUGCACUGGUCAGCUACCAGGUCACAGUACUCAGCGAAUGAGCUUGAUGCUUCAGAAAUAGAACCCAGAUAGAAAAAUGCUUCAUAUGACUCCAAACCAAAUAUUGUAAACGCUUAAUAUUUUGGUGUAUGCAACCUUUGGGAGCAUGCUAAUACCUCUCACUAUCACUCCUACAAGAGACUCAAUUUCUGUCCUACUUUUAUUUGUUUGUUUCCAUUUAUUUUUUUCUCCCUCCUCUUUUCAAAUAUUAGAAAGAAAUCAUGGAGUAUUUAUUGUUAAAUCAUUUCAUUGUAGAAAAAUGCCUUGUAGCAAA
Molecule: messenger RNA, 2434 nt
Organism: Vitis riparia (riverbank grape)
Lineage: Eukaryota; Viridiplantae; Streptophyta; Magnoliopsida; Vitales; Vitaceae
Product: putative receptor-like protein kinase At4g00960
Exons: 7
Coding region: 220-2193 (657 amino acids)
Biological process (GO): protein phosphorylation
Molecular function (GO): ATP binding; protein kinase activity
Source: RefSeq, a predicted model, not a curated record